CACUUUCCCGUCCAGGAAGGCGUGAAAACGGAGAACGAGCACAUCGACGUGAAAGUUACCGGGCAGGACGGCUCCGUGGUGCAGUUCAGAAUAAAGCGGCACACUCCGCUGAGCAAGCUCAUGAAGGUGUACUGCUGCCGGCAGGGCUUGUCAAUGAGGCACAUUAUGUUCCUGUUUGAUGGACAGCCAAUUAAAGAAGAAGACACACCUGCACAGCUGGAGAUGGAACACGAAGACACGAUCGAAGUGUACCAGCAGCAGACAGGCGGAGGGUGCUAAGACACAGCAUCUUUUGGAGAACAGUUUGAGGAUCCUCAUCACACCUCACUCUCUUGUCUGCGUGCACAAGUCAAAAUAGUAUCUGCAGGGACUGAGCUGUGUCUGAAUUUAACCAUUUGAAGUUCAGAUUGUGUGUUGUCUGUUGUUAGCCUUUCUUUAAUUUUUUUUUUUUUUUUCUUUCUUUAAACUUGUGGUCUAAGCAUUCAUCCGUGUGUUGGGACACUGAGUGUUCAUUCCUGGCUCUGGUUGGUCUUGCCCUUCUGUUUCAACUCAAGUUAUAUAAAUAGUUCAAUGUAUUUUCAUGC
Cyanistes caeruleus (blue tit) is the source of this 584-nucleotide messenger RNA. The record is from RefSeq and is a predicted model, not a curated record. Lineage: Eukaryota; Metazoa; Chordata; Aves; Passeriformes; Paridae.